Messenger RNA from Ochotona curzoniae (black-lipped pika), 3442 nucleotides. RefSeq names its product potassium channel tetramerization domain containing 1 (gene KCTD1). Gene Ontology annotation, biological process: negative regulation of DNA-templated transcription; protein homooligomerization. Gene Ontology annotation, molecular function: transcription corepressor activity; transcription factor binding. The transcript is spliced from 5 exons. NCBI's taxonomy places the organism in Eukaryota, Metazoa, Chordata, Mammalia, Lagomorpha, Ochotonidae. The record is from RefSeq and is a predicted model, not a curated record. Gene Ontology annotation, cellular component: nucleus. Bases 18 to 2639 code for a protein of 873 amino acids.
GGCAGAGAGACGGCAAUAUGGCGAGAAUGCCUGGCAGCGGGGACUGUAACACCAGCGCGGGCGGCGGCGCGGCCGCAGCCGCCGCCGCCGCCGAGAACAAUGGGGAGCGGGGCGAGGGGGAGCGCGGCGCGGGGGCCCGCGGCCGCCGUCACGGCCGCCCGCACUACUGCAGCGCGGGCGAGGAGGAGGAAGAGGAGGAGGAGGAGGAGGACGAGAUCCAGGAGGUGCAGAUAACGGGGGACGAGGAGGAGGAGGAGGACGGAGGUGGGGGGCUGGAGGAGGACGAGGAGGAGGAGGAAGAGGAGGAGGAGGAGGAGAUGGGGCUGGACUGGGACGAGCCCCUGGAGCCCGUGGACUCGGCCGGGGAAGAGCUGGAGCCCGAGCCGGUCCAUACGAUCAAUAUGGACCGGAGCGCCGCGCUGGAGCCCGAGGCGCCUCCACGGCUGCUGGCGCCCAGGGCGCGCAGCGGGCCGCCCGGGGACGGCGCCGAGGUGGACCCCGACGUGCUGCAGCGCCCCGAGCGGGCCCGGCUGAGCGAGAACACCAGGCUGGCCACCCGCUACGCCGUGCGCAUCUUCCGGGAGUACCUGAGCGAGAAGGCGCAGAGCCCGGACUUCGAGACCAUGGACAAGGGGGCGCUGUGCCGCGUGCUGCGCUCCUUCUAUGCCGAGGCCCGCUCCAAGAGCGGCCAGCUCUACAGCAAGUCCUCGCUCAUCAGCAUCCGCAGCUCCCUCAACCGCUACCUCAACGAGCCCCCGUACUGCCGCACGCUCGACCUCACCAAGGACCCGGAGCUGCGCAGCGCCAACCUGACGCUGGCCGCGGUCAUCCGCAAGCUAGAGGAGCAGGGCGCGGGCCCCGUGGUGCAGAAGCAAGCCAUCACGCGCGCCGACCUGCGCAAGCUCUACACCUCCAGCGUCUUUAGCACCGGCACGCCCUUCGGGCUGCUCAACAAGGUCUGGUUUGAGACGUGCAUGUACUUUUGCACGCGCGGCCGCGAGAACCAGCGCGAGCUGGAGGAGGACUCGUUCGGGCUGGCCAUGGACGAGGACGGCCGCAAGUUCGUCUACUUCAAGUCCCUCGGGCCCUACCACAAGUCGCGCUCGUCCUCGUGGAGCAAGAAGCGCGCGGAGAGCAGCGACGAGGAGAACUUGCCCCGCAUGUACGAGACGGGCACGGAGUUCUGUCCCUAUGCCAGCUUCGUCAAGUACCUCUCCAAGCGCAACCCCCUGUGCAAGGCAUUCUUCCAGCGGCCGCGGGACCACUGCAGCGAGGGUGACGUGACCUGGUACGAGAACAAAGCCAUCGGCAAGAACCUGCUGGGCACCAGGAUGCAAAUGCUGUCCAAGGCGGCCAAACUCUCCAAGACGUACACCAACCAUUGCAUCGGCGCCGUGUCCAUCGCCACGCUCAACAGCAUCGCAGGCAUCGGCACCAAGCUGGGCUCGCCUGCCCCGCAGGGCUGCUACGCGGAGCCUCUGAACGGGGCGGCCCGACACCCCUCCCACCCCCACCACCACCCCUCCACCCACCCCUCCCACCACUCCCGCCCCCAGCCGCCCGCGCUGGGGAACUCUUACCUCCUCCCCAAGGACAGCCAGGUUGGGCCCGACGACGUGAAACCCGAGGCUACACCCAAGCGCGCGCUGUACGAGUCGGUGUUCGGGCCGGGGGACCUCUGCGGGCCCUCGUCCCCCAAAAGACUGUGCGUCCGCCCCUCGGAGCCUGUGGAUGCGGUGGUGGUGGUUUCCGUGAAACACGACCCCCUGCCUCUUCUUCCAGAAGCCAAUGGGCACAGAAGCACCAAUUCUCCCACAGUAGUUGCACCUGCUAUUGUUUCCCCCACCCAGGACAGUCGGCCCAAUAUGUCAAGACCUCUGCUCACUAGAUCCCCUGCGUCUCCACUGAACAGCCAAGGCAUCCCUACUCCAGCACAGCUCACAAAAUCCAAUGCGCCCGUGCACAUCGAUGUGGGCGGCCACAUGUACACCAGCAGCCUGGCCACCCUCACCAAAUACCCCGACUCCAGAAUUGGAAGGCUCUUCGAUGGCACAGAGCCGAUUGUCUUGGACAGUCUCAAACAGCACUACUUCAUCGACAGAGAUGGACAGAUGUUCAGAUAUAUCUUAAAUUUUCUACGAACGUCAAAACUCCUCAUUCCUGAUGACUUCAAGGACUACACUUUGUUAUACGAAGAGGCAAAGUAUUUUCAGCUGCAGCCCAUGUUGCUGGAGAUGGAAAGAUGGAAGCAGGACAGAGAAGGCGGCCGCUUUGCACGGCCCUGUGAGUGCCUGGUGGUGCGCGUGGCCCCUGACCUCGGAGAGAGGAUCACGCUCAGCGGGGACAAGUCCUUGAUUGAAGAGGUGUUUCCGGAGAUCGGUGACGUGAUGUGUAACUCCGUCAAUGCGGGCUGGAACCAUGACUCCACGCACGUCAUCAGGUUUCCACUCAACGGCUACUGUCACCUCAACUCGGUCCAGGUCCUCGAGCGGUUACAACAAAGAGGUUUUGAAAUCGUGGGCUCCUGCGGGGGAGGCGUGGACUCGUCCCAGUUCAGCGAAUACGUCCUCCGGCGGGAACUGAGGCGGACGCCCCGCGUACCUUCUGUCAUCCGGAUAAAGCAGGAGCCCCUGGACUAAUGCACAAAGAAGAAAAACACACAACAAAUAACACAAAAGGGACAUUUGUGUGCAGUUGCAACAGCAAACCAAGUCCUGGACCUGAAACUGAUUGAAAGACACAUUUCUAUGCGAUAGAGACCACACCUGUAUUCAUAUGGGAACAAUUGGAAUAUCAAUAUCCUCAAGGUGUAAAAAAAUAUAUAUAAAUAUAUAUAUAUGUCAAAAGGUAGGAAAUGCAAAAAAGGAAAAAAAAAAAAAAGAAAAAAGGUAAUAGCUCCAGUUGGUGCUGUAAUGGCGUGUCGUGUGCUGGCCUUCCGGGGCCUCUGACCAAUCAACAAGCCAUGAGCGGGGAGGUCACAGUCUCCUUACAGGUCCAUUGCCAACAGCCAUCCUCCAUCAUUUCUUUGUCCUUUGUCCUUUUUUUUUUUUUUUUAAAGACAUCUUGAAUCAAGUUUCUUUGCAUUCAGAGGUUUCAUGUCUGUCUUUAGACAGGGACCAGGCGGGACUUCAGAAAAACUCUCCUGAGCACAUUGCAUUGAAAAGACGUUGAGACAUGAAAUUCCAAAUGUAGUUUGUACAGAAGUCACACUUUGUUGUCCGCCUCACAGAUGUGAACUUGACUUUGUUUUUAAACGGAUCGGUUUUGCAAAGGGGCCAGAAUUAUUACUUGUUAGAGUUGCUGCAGUUUGAGUCUGCUGCUUUCCUACAAUUUUUCAAAUUUUAUAAUGUAUUAAAUACAAUAAACUCUGUUUAAAAAAUAAGGUCUGUGUGAAACACACGUGUUGGAGUAAGGCCAGAUUAAAAUGAAUUUUUUUUUUAUU